UGAGAGGGCUGGUGGUCUUGCUCAUGCUUCUCUUUUCCUCCAUUGUCGCCUGCAAGGCAGGUGCGGACUGGAAGAAGAGCUUAGGCCUAGGGAAAGAGAAGGUGAGUUAUCUCCACUUCUACUUCCACGACAUAGCGAGCGGUACUAAGAAUGCGACGGCUUUGAUUGUGGCCAUGGCUAACACCACCAUAACCUCUUCGACAUUCUUCGGUAUGUUGAACGUAGUAGAUGACCCUCUGACUCAGGGCCCUGCCAUAACUUCUAAGGUAAUAGGGAGAAUGCAGGGAGUUUAUGCCUCGGCAUCUCAGACUGAAUUCAGCCUUUUCAUGGGACUCAACUUUCUGUUCACGACCGGAGAGUUCAACGGAAGCACGCUUACUAUGAUUGGGAGGAAUCCCACUAUGGAGAAUGUAAGGGAGAUGUCCAUUGUGGGAGGGAGUGGAGCCUUUCGUCUUGCUCGUGGCUUUCUCCUCGCUAAGACCUACUCUGCGAACACGGUCACCAGGAGCUUUGUGGUUGAAUGCGAUGUCACAGUCAUCCAUUACUAGCUUGGCUCUGUUCUGUGACUUUUGAUUUCCACUUCAACCAUUUUGUGAUUCUUUAUUCCCACAAACAGUAAUUUGAUUUUCAUGUUUGUAUGCUUCGUCGAAAUGCGAUGUCACAGACAUCCAUUUCUAGCUUGGCUCUGUUUGAGAUUUUAACCAUUUUGUGAUUUGUGAUUCCCAAGAUAAAUGAUUUUCCCACCAUGAUUUUGUGU
Amborella trichopoda is the source of this 757-nucleotide messenger RNA. RefSeq names its product dirigent protein 22. The record is from RefSeq and is a predicted model, not a curated record. Lineage: Eukaryota; Viridiplantae; Streptophyta; Magnoliopsida; Amborellales; Amborellaceae.